UGAGAAGUUGGUGAAGAGCCUGUUCAGCAUGGCCCGGGAGCACAAGCCUUCCAUCAUCUUCAUUGACGAAAUCGACUCCCUGUGUGGCUCACGCAGCGAGAACGAGAGCGAAGCUGCGCGCCGCAUAAAGACAGAGUUCCUUGUCCAGAUGCAAGGUGUUGGGAAUGACAAUGAAGGUAUUCUUGUGCUUGGAGCUACCAAUAUCCCCUGGACUCUUGACUCUGCUAUAAGAAGAAGAUUUGAGAAGCGCAUCUACAUCCCUUUGCCGGAAGAAAAUGCUCGCUCCACAAUGUUCAAGCUUCACCUGGGCUCUACGCCUAAUGAGCUGAAUGAGGAGGACUUCAAGACCCUGGGCAAUAAGUCGGACGGCUACUCUGGCGCUGACAUCAGCAUUGUGGUCCGAGACGCGCUCAUGCAACCUGUUCGCAAGGUGCAGUCAGCCACUCACUUCAAACGGGUAAGCAAAAAGGUUAAAGGCAUCAUUGUUUAAAUACGGCACCUAACAUGGACUAGUCUAAAUACUGCACCUAACAUGGGCUAGUCUAAAUACUGCCCCUGACAUGGGUUAGUCUAAACGCUGCGCUGUACAUAGGUGAAUCUGUAUUGGACUUCCCACACAAGUCUUCUUCAUAGGUACAGUAUGUUAUAGUACACAGUCCUGCUAAGGUUCUGU
This is a messenger RNA of Engraulis encrasicolus (European anchovy), 673 nucleotides long. RefSeq names its product vacuolar protein sorting-associated protein 4B-like. Bases 29 to 490 code for a protein of 153 amino acids. Gene Ontology annotation, biological process: endosomal transport; vacuole organization. The record is from RefSeq and is a predicted model, not a curated record. NCBI's taxonomy places the organism in Eukaryota, Metazoa, Chordata, Actinopteri, Clupeiformes, Engraulidae. The transcript is spliced from 4 exons. Gene Ontology annotation, molecular function: ATP binding; ATP hydrolysis activity.